CUUACUAGUCGUCACUUGGACUACUACUGGUACAGUCGCAUCCCGGUCUCCCAGAAUCCGGCGCCCCUACCACAAAUUCGAUUCACCCCCCAAUCGCUGGCGCCUUUGACUCCCGCCGCGGGCGGCGCAGCGCAGCCGAUGGGGAUCCCCGCCGCCUCAGUCGCGGCCCGGACAGCCGUCGGCGCGGCGCUGGCCGCCGUCAUCGCCGCGCGCGCCGUCCGCCGCCGCUCGCUGGACGGCUCCGGCGGGGCAGCCGGGUUCGUCGUCAUGGCGAUCCACCUCGCCUGCGGGUACAGGUACGGCGCGCUCGUGCUGGCCUUCUUCUUCACCUCGUCCAAGGCGACCAAGAUCGGCGCGGACAGGAAGCGCCGCAUCGAGGACGACUUCAAGGAGGGCGGCCAGCGCAACUGGAUCCAAGUCCUAGCAAAUAGCUUAAUAGCUACUAUAUUGGUCAUCAUAUUGGCAACAAUGACCGGAGGACAAGAUCAAUGCCUGGACUCCCAUGAGUCAAAGGUUAUAACUGGUAUUAUUGGUGGCAUCAUUGGUCACUAUUGCUGCUGCAAUGGAGAUACUUGGUCAUCCGAACUUGGUGUGCUUAGUGAUGAACAGCCACGUCUUAUUACUACUCUGAAGCCUGUCAGGAAAGGUACAAACGGUGGAGUGACCUUACAAGGCCUUCUUGCUGCCACAGCAGGUGGCCUAAUCAUAGGUCUGACUUUUGUUUUUGUUGGACUGUUGACUGUGGAGUGCUCAUUUGACGUGGCUCUUCGACAGCUUCUAGUAAUACCCAUCUCUGCUACUGCUGGUUUGCUUGGCAGUCUGAUUGAUUCAGUGUUGGGUGCCACACUCCAGUUCAGUGGAUACUGCAGUGUUCGGAAGAAGGUGGUCAGUAAACGGGGCCCUACAGUCACCAAGAUUUCUGGAAUGACUAUCCUGGAUAAUGAUGCGGUUAAUGCUGUAUCUGUGCUACUAACAACUGCGGUUACAGCUUAUGCGUGCAUUCGCAUCUUUUGAAGAUCUUUUUACUCAAGUUUCUUCCAAACACCCAAUUCCAUUCAAAGGUGUCAAGGCAUGGCCCCAAGACAAUGAAAUGAUGGAUUAGGCAUUUUGGCUGCUUGAUGAGAAAGAUUCAAUUCACUCAACGUUGUUCACUACUCCAAGAAAAACAUUGUUUGGUUGGUUGGUGCUACCGCAAGCUGAAAAGUGUCAGUUGUCUAAGCAUAUACAGUUACCCUACUUAAUGUGAAAGUGAUAAGCUGGAUAGUCCUGACUCCUGAACCCUAUUUUCUGCUGAGCUAAGGAUUGUGGACUUUCGUCGUGUGGAUGAUGGCUGUUGUUAUUUCUGUACUGACCUAAGGAUUUGUUGACUUAGCUGUGUGAGUUUUUCCAUACAAAGCUGUUUGGGACAAAGGAAAGCUGCUGCUGAUUUCCUUUGGAAAUGGUGCAAAUCCUCCAUUUUAAUGAGAAAUAAAGCAUCCAGUGUCUAUGUGUCUCUCCUA
Molecule: messenger RNA, 1499 nt
Organism: Oryza sativa Japonica Group (Japanese rice)
Lineage: Eukaryota; Viridiplantae; Streptophyta; Magnoliopsida; Poales; Poaceae
Product: protein PGR
Cellular component (GO): membrane
Source: RefSeq, a predicted model, not a curated record